UUCCAAAACAAGGCCAUGGCCGAGCACGAACAAGUCAAACCCUUAGCCCCAGCCACCUUCCAAGCUCGAAGCGAUGACCGCGAAGUGUUGUCUACGCAAUCGAAUCGUAGAAAGAAAAUAUAUAUCCAGUGUUGCGGUUGCAUGGCCGCGCUUUCAUUAAUUCUAGCGGUCGUAAUUAUAGUCCUGUUCUUCACAGUUUUUCAUAUACAUGAUCCCAGGAUCAAGAUGAAUUCGGUAACAAUCCAGCGGCUGGAGCUUGUAAACGGGACACUCAGGCCUGAUGUGAACGUUACACUUUUAGCCGACGUUUCAUUCAAGAACCGGAAUGUAGCGACCUUCAAGUUCAACAACAGCACCACGUUGGUGUAUUACGGAGGGACGGUGAUCGGCGAGGCGGUUCAUCUCCGAGGCGAGGCCAAGGCUCGGCGUACACUGAGGAGGAAUGUGACGGUGGAAUUGGUUCCUGAGAAAAUCAUGGGUGUUCCGAGCUUUAUGAGUGAUGUUAAUUCAGGGGCGUUGAACAUAAGCAGCUAUAGUUGGAUUUCGGGUCGGGUCAAAAUCAUGAAAAUUAUAAAGAAAAACGUUGUGGUUCGAUUAAAUUGUACCAUGACUUUUAGAAUCUCCAGAGGAGAGUUUGUUGGAGAGACUUGCAGGCCCGAACUUGAUUUCUAAACUAGCUUUUUUUUU
This is a messenger RNA of Hibiscus syriacus, 687 nucleotides long. RefSeq lists its product as uncharacterized. The record is from RefSeq and is a predicted model, not a curated record. The transcript has a single exon. Lineage: Eukaryota; Viridiplantae; Streptophyta; Magnoliopsida; Malvales; Malvaceae. Bases 16 to 672 code for a protein of 218 amino acids.